This is a messenger RNA of Rhipicephalus sanguineus (brown dog tick), 4113 nucleotides long. RefSeq names its product DNA-directed RNA polymerase III subunit RPC2-like. The record is from RefSeq and is a predicted model, not a curated record. Gene Ontology annotation, cellular component: RNA polymerase III complex. Gene Ontology annotation, biological process: DNA-templated transcription. Gene Ontology annotation, molecular function: DNA binding; ribonucleoside binding; DNA-directed RNA polymerase activity. NCBI's taxonomy places the organism in Eukaryota, Metazoa, Arthropoda, Arachnida, Ixodida, Ixodidae.
GCAUGCCGUCCUCCCCGCUGUGUGGCAUGUGCCUCUUGCUGCAGCCUGCUGUAAUGCCUGCACACUGUGGCGGCAUUGAACUGUUCCCUAAUGGAACGUACGCGUAAUGAGUCAAUGCUUCCUUAAGCAGCAUUCGAGACAGAUCGCGCAGUCACGACGUAAACAACAAUGGCUUGGCUCUUCGGAAGCGGCGAGCAAGACUUGUCGCGUGACAAGCUAACCGAGCCGAUCAGCGACAUCUCCGAAAAAUGGAAACUGCUGCCUGCUUUCCUCAAGAUGAACGGCUUGGUGCGGCAUCACAUCGACUCCUUCAACCACUUCAUCAACGUCGAGAUCAAGAACAUAAUGCGCGCCAACGAUCGCGUCACGAGUGACGCGGACCCCAACUUUUACCUCAAGUAUCUGGACAUCCGCGUGGGUGAGCCCAACAUCGAGGAAGACUUCACGGUGGGACGCCGCACGACGCCUCAUGAGUGUCGACUGAGAGACAUGACUUACUCUGCGCCGAUCGUGGUCGACAUCGAGUACACUCGCGGCCAAGAGCGGGUGCAGCGAUCGGACUUCCCCAUCGGCCGCAUGCCCAUCAUGCUGCGCAGCGCCAACUGCGUGUUGGCGAACAAGACACACUUCGAGAUGUCCCAGCUGAACGAGUGCCCGUACGAUCCCGGAGGCUACUUCGUAGUGAACGGCGUCGAGCGUGUCAUACUGAUGCAGGAGCAACUCUCCAAAAACCGCAUGAUCGUCGAGGAGGACCGCAAGAGUGGAAUUAUGUGCCAGGUCACCAGUUCCACGCACGAGCGCAAAAGUCGCACCGUGGUCGGAGUCAAGCAUGGUCGCUACUUCCUGAAGCACAACUGCUACACGGAGGACAUUCCUAUCAUCAUCGUGUUCAAGGCCAUGGGUUUGGAGUGCGACCAGAUUAUCGUGCAGAUGAUUGGCAACUCUGACGUCGUCCAGUCAGCCAUAGCUUCAUCACUGGAGGAGUGCCAUCGCGCCGAGGUGUUCACACAGACACAAGCACUGCGGUACCUUGGCAGCAAGCUCAAACACCGGCGCAUGUUCUUCGCUGGAGGGGGCGGUGGAGGUGGCGGUCAGCGCAAGUCUGUCGUCGAUGACGCUAGGGACAUUCUCGCUACCACAGUGCUGGCUCACGUUCCAGUGGAAGACUUCAACUUCCGCAUCAAGUGCUUCUAUCUGGCCAUCAUGGUGCGGAGGGUGAUCGACGCGCAGUCCAACAAGGAACUGCUUGAUGACCGCGACUAUUAUGGCAACAAGAGGCUUGAGCUUGCCGGCUCGCUUCUGUCGCUUCUUUUUGAAGACCUGUUCAAGCGCUUCAAUGCAGAGCUCAAGAUGGUUGCCGACAAGCACAUCCCGAAAGUGCGUGCGACGCAGUUUGACGUCAUCACAUACAUCCGGCAGGACUUGAUCACGCAUGGACUGUGCAUGUCUAUUUCAACAGGAAACUGGACUGUCAAACGGUUCAAGAUGGAACGUAUUGGCGUCACACAGGUGCUUACGAGGCUCUCCUACAUCUCGGCACUUGGCAUGAUGACGAGGGUCAACAGCCAGUUCGAGAAGACCCGAAAGGUGUCCGGUCCCCGGUCGCUCCAGCCGUCACAGUUUGGCAUGCUCUGCCCCAGUGACACCCCCGAAGGCGAGGCCUGUGGUCUGGUCAAGAACCUUGCGCUCAUGACCCACAUCACCACCGACAUAGAUGAGGCGUUCAUAGUGCGGCUGCUGCGAAACCUUGGCGUGGAAGACCUGCAGCUCCUCAACGGUGAAGAGCUCUCUGAUCCAUCAGUGUACCUAGUGUUUCUCAACGGCAACAUACUGGGCGUCAUCCAAAACCACGUGCGUCUUCUCAAGACACUCCGCCUGCUUCGUAGAUCAGGGUACCUGUCGGAGUUCGUCUCCCUUCACACUAGCCACUUGCAGCGCUGUGUGUACGUCUCGGCUGAUGGUGGCCGCAUGUGCCGGCCGUACAUCAUCGUUGAGAAGGGGCGCCCCAAGCUAACCAACGCCCACAUCGAGGACCUCACCAGGGGUUUCCUCUUCUUCAACGACCUCAUUCGCAGAGGUAUCGUUGAGUUCCUCGAUGUAAACGAGGAGAAUGACAGCCACAUUGCGCUCCGUGAGGAGGACAUCACUUCAAAGACGACGCACCUCGAGAUCGAGCCUUACAGUCUGCUUGGAGUUUGUGCAGGCAUCAUUCCGUAUCCGCACCACAACCAGUCGCCGCGAAACACAUACCAGUGCGCCAUGGGCAAGCAGGCGAUGGGUACCAUUGGCCUCAACCAACGCAACAGGAUAGACUCCCUGAUGUACCUCCUGGUCUACCCACAUCGGCCAAUGGUCAAGACCAAAACCAUUGAGCUCAUCAACUUUGAAGAGCUGCCUGCUGGCCAGAAUGCAAUUGUGGCUGUGGUGAGCUACAGUGGUUACGAUAUCGAAGAUGCCAUCGUUAUGAAUCGAUCGUCCAUCGACCGUGGCUUUGGCCGAUGCCAGGUUUACAGGAACCAGAAGUGUGUCAUCAAGAAGUAUGCCAACCAGACCAGCGACAAAAUUAUGGGACCGCUCAUAGACAGUACCAACAUGAUGCCAGUGUGGAAGCACGAGGCCCUCGAUGCAGAUGGAAUUGCACGCCCGGGUUCCCGAGUUGAGAAUCGGCAGGUCCUCAUUAACAAGUGGGUUCCUGCAGCCACCGCCACUGUGCCACAGCCUGGCCAGCCAACACAAGCGGAGCACAAAGAGGUUCCCGUUACAUACAAAGGCCUGGAACCCGUGUACGUGGAAAAGGUGCUCAUCACAUCUAACACGGAGGAGUCGUUCCUGAUGAAGCUGCUGCUGCGGCAGACGCGCCGCCCAGAGAUCGGCGACAAGUUCAGCAGCCGACAUGGCCAGAAGGGCGUAGUCGGCCUCAUUGCACAGCAGGAGGACUUGCCUUUCAAUGACCAAGGCAUCUGUCCCGACCUCAUCAUGAACCCACACGGAUUCCCCUCCCGCAUGACGGUCGGCAAGCUCAUCGAACUGCUGGCGGGCAAGGCGGGUGUCCUCAAUGGGAAGUUCCACUACGGCACCGCCUUUGGAGGAUCGAAGGUGAAAGACGUGGGUGAGGAGCUGAUCCAGCGUGGCUUCAACUACCUGGGCAAGGACUGCCUCACCUCUGGCAUAACGGGGGAGCCCCUGUCCGCGUACAUCUACAUGGGCCCCAUCUACUACCAGAAGCUGAAGCACAUGGUCAUGGACAAGGUGCACGCCCGAGCACGAGGUCCUCGGGCCGUGCUCACCCGGCAGCCCACCGAGGGUCGGUCACGCGAAGGCGGACUGCGACUGGGCGAGAUGGAGCGCGACUGCCUCAUUGGACACGGUGCCAGCAUGCUGCUACUAGAGCGGCUCAUGCUUUCCAGCGAUGCCUGUGAGGUGGACGUAUGCCGACAGUGCGGCCUGCUGGGCUACUCACACUGGUGCCACUACUGCCGCUCGUCGAGUGCCAUCGCUACUCUGCGUAUUCCGUACGCGUGCAAGCUGCUCUUCCAGGAACUGCUGUCCAUGAACAUCAUCCCGCGGCUGGAGCUCACAAGUCACUGCAGUAGCCGCAGCUUCGCAUCCACCAAGCAUUGACGACGGAGCCUGUCACGCAGCUGUUUGUUCAUGGUUCAAUCAAGUUUUCAUGACUAGCCAUCUCUGUGCGACGGCCGAACGGAGCACCAUCACUGGGCAUUCACUGCCAGAUGGGUUCCACCCGUGCUGCCCAGCGCCUGCUUCCAGCACAACGUAACUUCUUUGCGGCCUUCGUCUCGAGAUACUUGCUCUUCAGAUAUCAUCGGAAGUUGCGAAAAGUUGUGAUCUGAGCUGGUGAGACUUUUAUUUGUGUUGGAUCACUGCAUCGUGGUGUUGCACCUACGAGAGCCAUCGUGCAACUCGUCGGGACAGGAGUGGCGUGUGCGAGCCUGGUUUGGAGGUUCUCGCAUAGGUAGCUUAUCGUAAACUCUUUAACUAUCCUAUCGUAAACCGAUGCUCAUUAUUUUAUGUGUGAUAGGUGAGGUGGUGUCUCUUGUUUAGAUAUGACAAACGGACAAUAAAAUGUGCCCGCUGUGAUUUACAUUUACCAAC